AUGGAGGCUUUCCCCUGGGCGCCCCCCUCGCCCCGCCGCGGCCGCGCCCCCCCGCCCAUGGCGCUCGUGCCCAGCGCCCGCUACGUGAGCGCCCCGGGCCCGGCGCACCCGCCGCCCUUCAGCUCCUGGAACGACUACCUGGGGCUCGCCACGCUCAUCACCAAGGCGGUGGGCGGCGAGCGGCGCUUCGGAGACGGAGACGGCGGCGGCGGCGGCGGCUCCCCGCCCUCCUCUUCCUCCUCGUCCUGCUGCUCCCCGCACGCGGGGGCCGGGCCCGGGGCGCUGGGGCCGGCGCUGGGGCCGCCGGACUACGAAGACGAUGACGACGACGACGACAGCGACGACCCGGGGUCGCGGGCCCGCUGCCUGGGCGGCGCGCUGGACCUGUGCGCCGGCCCCGCCGAGGCCGCGCUGCUGGAGGAGCGCUUCGCCGAGCUGAGCCCGUUCGCCGGCCGCGCGGCCGCCGUGCUGCUGGGCUGCGCGCCCGCCGCGGCCCCCGCCGACGGGGCCCCGCCGCGCGAGGAGCGGGCGCUGGCGUGGGCGGCGGAGCCCCGGCUGCACGCAGCCUCCUCCUCUUCCUCCUCCUCCUCCUCCUCCCCCGGGGCGGCCGCCGCGCGGCUGCUCAAGCCCGAGCUGCAGGUGUGCGUGUUCUGCCGGAACAACAAGGAGGCCGUGGCGCUCUACACCACGCACAUCCUGAAGGGCCCCGACGGGCGCGUGCUGUGCCCGGUGCUGCGGCGCUACACGUGCCCCCUGUGCGGCGCCAGCGGCGACACGGCGCACACCAUCAAGUACUGCCCGCUGUCCAAGGCGCCGCCCGCGCGCGGCCCCCGCGACGGCCCGCCCGGCAGGAAGCUGCGCUGA
Pipistrellus nathusii (Nathusius's pipistrelle) is the source of this 864-nucleotide messenger RNA. Lineage: Eukaryota; Metazoa; Chordata; Mammalia; Chiroptera; Vespertilionidae. The record is from the annotation of a GenBank genome assembly.